Molecule: messenger RNA, 1518 nt
Organism: Mercenaria mercenaria
Lineage: Eukaryota; Metazoa; Mollusca; Bivalvia; Venerida; Veneridae
Product: trafficking protein particle complex subunit 2-like
Exons: 5
Coding region: 69-497 (142 amino acids)
Biological process (GO): endoplasmic reticulum to Golgi vesicle-mediated transport
Cellular component (GO): nucleus; cytoplasm; TRAPP complex
Source: RefSeq, a predicted model, not a curated record
UUUGAAAAGAAUUUGCAAAUCCGGAAGUGUUGCUCGGUUCAUGAAAACACGCAUCUUAGGUUCUGGUUAUGGCAGGAAACUAUUACUUUGUGAUGGUUGGGCACCAUGAUAACCCAUUAUUUGAGAUGGAAUUCUUUCCACCAAACCGAUCUAAUGAUCCAAAGAAGGAUGAUCAUCGGCAUUUGAAUCAGUUUGUGGCCCAUGAAGCACUGGAUCUAGUUGAUGAGCAGAUGUGGUCUACCAGUAACAUGUACCUGAAGAUUGUAGACAAGUUCAAUGAAUGGUUUGUGUCAGCAUUUGUCACAGCAGGACGUAUGAGAUUUAUUAUGCUGCAUGAAGUGAAGAAUGAGGAUGGUAUCAAGAAUUUUUUUACUGAAGUUUAUGAAACUUAUAUCAAGCAUGCAAUGAAUCCCUUCUACGAGAUCAACAAACCAAUUACAUCUUCUGCUUUUGAGAAGAAGGUGCAGUUUUUCGGUAAGAAGUACCUUACAGGAUAGUAGAACUGGUGCCAGAAACCAGCCAGAAUCAUACUCUUGUUGUAGGAACCAGUUCAAGAUCUGUGAUAUUACAUGUUGUAUUUACUGCAAAUGACAGUGGACUUGAUUUUAAGGAUUGCAUGUGGGAUGUGAUUAACAGUUGAUUUUUGACCUUUGAUUCAGACAUAGAAACUAAGAGUUUGAUGGAUUUCUAUAUGGGCAUGGAAACAGAAAUGGUUUAUAAAAGAAUUAGUGUAGUUAUUUCAAAGCUUUGAUGCUGGUUUCACCAAGGAGAUGGUAACUUUUCUGAAGAAGAAACUGAAUGAAAAUGGUGCAUUUAAAAAACCCUUCCUGGCCUUGUUUAUAGAAAUAUCAUAGUUUCUCUUUAAUACAGUAAUAACUGUUUUAAAGACGUGUAAGGUUUUACAUGUCAGAUUUGGAAUAUUUGGAAGUAUUUUAGUUUCGUCAUAGAAAAAUAGACACAUUCAUGAUCAUUGUUACUCACAAAAAUUAGGACUUGUUUUUACAGCAGCUUGAAAAGAGGAAGAAAUUGAUAUCUUAGAAAAGUUUAAAAGAACUUGAAAUUAAAUGUGACAAAGCCCUGAUGUUUACAAAAUAUGGAAUCUGAUGUACAGAUUUGGACAUUUAAACAAUGAAAAUUGCAAAUUAUUGCUUGUCAGAAAAUCAUAUGAACACUUUCAUAUACUUUAUUGUUUUAGGUCAGUUUAACAUUGGCCAGUAUUCAUAAAAGAUUUAAAGUCUAAAACUUAGACUUAAUAAUAAUUGUAAAUAUUCAUUCUGCCACAACUUUGUUUAUAACAAAGUUAUAUUGAUGAAAUUAUGCAGCGCUUUAUAAAUAUUCGUGCAUAGUUUCAUUGCAGUCUGUGAAAAUUUAACAGUCACUGUGUCAGAGCAUAAUGAUAAUUUAUCAUUUUCAAGUGUAAUUUUUAGACCUAAAACUUUGAUGAAUAUUGGACCUGGCCUACAAUAUAAACUAUAUUUGUUUAUUAUGAUGAAUGACUAACUUUAAUGAAAGGGACCA